ACUCGCAUUGAGAAGCGCAGCACUGAACGCAUCUAGCACGAUAGAAUUUGAACGGCGUUGUUCUUCAUAAAAGUGGAGUUUAUUCCUCUGAAAUUAAUUUUAAUGUCAUGUUACAAGUGGGAAAUGUGCAGACGUGAAAAGAGGAGGCGAUUACGGUUCAGCACUCUGGACAGCGCACGCAAGUUGCUCCUGACGGAAGUUAUUUGGUCUCUGCUGAAUAAAUCGCCGCGUUAAACCGACGAAGAAUCAUGCAACUCGUCACAUAUUUAUCAAUAACAGGGGCAAAUACCCCGAAAGUGGACUUUUAAAGUGAGAAAUGGACUUUGCGGAAAUCCUAUUUGCUUUGUUUAUCGUCGUGGUCACGAUCGUUUCUCUGCUGUCGAACUUGCUGGUGUUGCUAUGUUUCAUCCACAGCGGCGAAAUACGCCGACAGGUGCCAGGUGUGUUCACCAUGAAUUUAUCGUUUUGCAACAUACUCAUUUCCGUCCUGAACAUGCCGUCCACUUUAGUGGGGAUUGUAAAAAACCAGCAGCCGUUCGGGGACUGCCUCUGUCGCACGGUCAGCUUUCUGGAGACCUUUCUGACAGCCAACAGCAUGCUGAGCAUGGCAGCGCUCAGUAUAGACCGCUGGAUCGCCGUGGUUUUCCCGCUGAGUUACUCCAGCAAAAUGCGCUACCGGGACGCGCUGGUCAUGGUGUGUUAUUCGUGGCUCCACUCGUUCACGUUCUCCCUCAUCCCGCUGCUUUUCUCCUGGUUUGACUACAGUCCCGUUUACGCAUCCUGCACGUUGCAUUUGGACGGGGAGAGCUCGCGGAUUAAGUUCACCGUGUUUACAAUCGUCUUUCACGCCACCAGCUUCAUGCUCUCCCUCCUGAUUUUGUGCGUUACAUACUUAAAGGUGUUAAAAGUUGCACGCUUUCACUGCAAGAGGAUCGACAUUAUAACCAUGCAGACCCUCUUCUUGCUGGUAGAUAUUCACCCAAGUGUAAAGCAACGCUGUCUCGCGGAGCAAAAGAGGAGAAAACAGCGUGCAACUAAGAAAAUCAGCAUUUUCAUUGGAUCUUUCAUCAUCUGUUUUGCUCCUUAUGUUAUCACAAGGUUGGCUGAGCUUCUUCCCCUUGUGGAUAUUAACCGACACUGGGGUAUUGUCAGUAAGUGUUUAACAUACAGUAAGGCAGCUUCAGAUCCCUUCGCAUACUGCCUCCUGAGGCAGCAGUACAAGAAGGUCAUGGUAACAGUAGCCAAUCGGCUGCUUAAGCGUGAUUUGUACCCCUCCUCUGGACACAGCAGCUCUAUGGACACAGAGAAUGACUACAGUCUUCAAAGGAUUAGCUAAAGACACAAUUGCACAAGCCGGAACAUCUCAAUGCCUUGAUUUCAAAAGUGUGUGAGAAAAAACGUAUAAUUGUGCGUGUGUGUGUUUGUGUGUGGGAGAGAGAGAGAGAGAGAGAGAAAGAAUGAGAUGGAGAAACACAGGAUUGUGUGCCGCUGUUGGGGAUGGUACUGAAACAGUGAUGGGCCACUCUAAUGUAACCUGAGUGUGGUGAUAAAAAGCAGCUCAGUACAGAAUAUAAACAUAUUCACACAGACACACUAAUUCUGGGUCACAUCUUGGUAUGACAUCAUGGUGCACUUUAUACUGUGGUACAGUAUAUACUUUAAUUCUAGUGUGUCCCCAGCUAAAACAAUUCAAUCAAAAAGAUUAAAAAGUGUAUUAUUUUCUGGGAAUUUUGUCAUGGGACUGAGAUUUUGAGAAUCUACAAAAUGCCAAUUCAUACCAGUUUACUUAGAUAAGUGUAUAUUUUUGAUGUGCCAUUAGAGUUGACUCUCUUGUGAAAUGACUUUCUACUACCAAGCCUAUUGGUCACUGGACAGUGAUGCACUUUGUUAUCUUAGUAUUUGAUAUUAGUGACAGAAAAGCCAAAGUUGAACAUCUCCUGAUAUCAGAGCUUUUAUUGUAACUGAAUGUACUAGAUUCAUGUAACAGCUGUUCAUAGCGCUACAUUGUAUUUUUGGUGGAAUGUAGCGAGCACUUUCUAAAGGUGAAUUUGUUAGAUUCUUGAUGUAGCUACUUUGCACAGCACAAUGAAUUUAUAGUGUAUUUAUUUAUUAAAUAUUUUCAGUGAAGCAGUGGUGGGGUUUAUGGUGUAUCAGAGUUCAAACUACUUAAG
Triplophysa dalaica is the source of this 2171-nucleotide messenger RNA. It is a transcript of the gene gpr78b, whose product is annotated as G protein-coupled receptor 78b. NCBI's taxonomy places the organism in Eukaryota, Metazoa, Chordata, Actinopteri, Cypriniformes, Nemacheilidae. The record is from RefSeq and is a predicted model, not a curated record. Gene Ontology annotation, cellular component: membrane. The coding region runs from base 317 to 1336 and encodes 339 amino acids. Gene Ontology annotation, molecular function: G protein-coupled receptor activity. Gene Ontology annotation, biological process: adenylate cyclase-activating G protein-coupled receptor signaling pathway. The transcript is spliced from 3 exons.